Oreochromis aureus is the source of this 2865-nucleotide messenger RNA. RefSeq names its product guanylate kinase 1a (gene guk1a). The record is from RefSeq and is a predicted model, not a curated record. Gene Ontology annotation, molecular function: GMP kinase activity. NCBI's taxonomy places the organism in Eukaryota, Metazoa, Chordata, Actinopteri, Cichliformes, Cichlidae. Gene Ontology annotation, biological process: purine nucleotide metabolic process. Bases 286 to 903 code for a protein of 205 amino acids. The transcript has 7 exons. Gene Ontology annotation, cellular component: cytosol.
AAUAAUAUUAAUAUGAUGCUUUUCCUUGAGUGCUUUUUCAAAAUGCACUUUCCUGAACAAUUUAAGUAGGGUUACUUUUGGGAGUCUUAUUUUUCAUCGGUGGUGGCCGCUACGUAGGCUAGCUGCUGUUGGUUUGCUUGGCAUGCUGGCACCUGUGUAGGCUCACAUAACGGAGAGACUACGUGUCUGUGCUCAGGGGGGGAGCAAUGAAAGCUAGGACUUGCUUUGUGUAGACUGAAAGACAAGGCGAAAACCGAGCCAUUAGACCCAUCCAGACUUCGUGUAAUGAGGGAAACGACAACAAAAGUUAUGGCUGGACCCAGGCCCGUGGUGUGUAGUGGCCCAUCAGGGGUGGGAAAGAGCACUCUGCUGAAGAAGCUCAUGAAGGAAUAUGAAGGUGUCUUUGGCUUCAGCAUCUCACAUACGACAAGAAAACCCCGACCUGGAGAACAGAACGGCAUAGAUUACCAUUAUGUUACGCGGGAUGUGAUGCAGGCAGGCAUUGACAAUGGCGAUUUUAUUGAGAGUGCAGAGUUUUCCGGGAACCUGUAUGGGACGAGUAAAGCAGCUGUCCAAGAGGUCCAAUCCAAGAACCUCAUCUGUUUAUUAGACAUUGAUAUGCAGGGUGUGAAGAACAUCAAAAAGACAGACCUCAAUCCAAUGUUCAUUUCCAUCCAGCCGCCAUCCAUGGAAAUCCUGGAAAAGCGUCUAAGAGGCAGAAAAACAGAGUCGGAGGAGAGCCUCCAAAAGCGUUUACAGACAGCCAAAAUAGAGAUGGAGUUUAGCAAAGAACCUGGUGCGUUUGAUGUUAUAAUCAUCAAUGAUAAUUUGGACGAUGCUUAUGCGAAGUUGAAAGACGCUCUUAAGGAGGAAAUUGAUAAGGUCAAGAAAGUGUCCUCAUAGGAGACAGCAGCAUCGUGGUCCUCGUUCAGCCACUCCUCACAACACCACCUCACAAUUCCACUCUUGUACAUUCCCUCAGAUGGUGGUCUGUGAAACUAGGACAAUUUCCUUCAGCAGAUAUACAAACAGCUUUUGUUUAGAAGUAGAUACUAAUAAAUAACUUGGUGUAAAGUGGAACAUUUUUAUUUAAUUUUUUUUUUUUUAUACAGACAAAGUGCUUUCCACAUUUUUAUUUUUACACUGAAGAGAAGACACCCCGAGAACUCUUACUUGAAGUACAACUGGCAUGAUAAGCAGGAACAAUUUAAUGCACACAGAAAAUACUUUGUGCAACCGUAUUCUUUUGCAGAAGUACAAUUCAUUCCAUCAUCUGGACAGACUGGUUUUUCAAGGAUUAGUUUGUUUGGAGGGGGGUUGUUUGGGGUUUUCUUUUCUUUCCAUGUUUUGCAACCAGCUACACUGUGUUGAUGUUUGAUGUCUUAGAUGCAGUGAAAUGUACAGGUGAUGGUCAGAGUGAGAGAUUAAAACCAGCACUCGGCCCCUCAAAAUUUGGUAGGUAGGUAGGUUUGGGCAGUAUCUUAGUAUCGUGUGGUACCAGGCUAUUUUAGACAGAGUACUUUCUGUACUGUUAAAAAUACAGACACUCCUUUGUGUUAUGCUUAUGUGAUGUAUUUAGGUCAUAUUGUAGCGCACAGCACUCGUCAGAGGGCAGUUGCUUCUGAUUAACAGCUGAGCUGAGCAAGCUGUGAAACAUGGCUGUUGCAAAUGUUGGGGUGGAUUUUGAGUUUAGUCUCAUCUCCCUAAAGAUAAACAGUUUGCUUUGAGAAAUUUGCGCCUAAAGAUUGUAAUAGUUCAAAGUGAGCACCACCUGCCUGUAUUGAAUAGUGUUUUGCUACGCUCUGGUUGUGUAGUUAUGCCGUUUAUUCUGACACAACUGUUCAGUGUCUAGAUCAAAAUAAUCAGGGAAGCUGAUUUUAUUUUUAAUUUGGCAGAUAGCCGCUUAACCUAACAGUGAAACAGUGUUGUGUUCUGAUAAUGUUAAUGAGUUUCAUAAACGAAUAUUUCUGGUGCCAGCUAGCGAGGGUUGGAGAGAUUAAGCAUUCAGUCAGAUAAUCUCUCACCCUCCUACCUGAAGUGUCAUCUGUCAUCAUCAGCUUUUAGUUUAUUUACACAAAUGUAAUCGUAUACCUGGUGAAAUGUGAGGAAGGUAAGAAAGACUCGGUAUCGCCCAAGCCUAUCAGGAAAACGUGGUGACUCUUUAUAUUUAGGGGAUACAUACAAGUCAGCUAUACCUUUGAAACAGUAACAUUAUUCCAGUGUUGAUAAACGCUUUCCAUUUUUAUUUUAUUUUACUUUUUUUUUCAUUAUUUUAUAUAACUUGCCAGGUAAUGUCCUGGUUCCUUACACUCUUUGUUUGCUGGAAAACCAUACUGCUGUGCUCAUGUAGAAUUGAAUCCCAUCACAGAGGUACAAACAGUACUACAUUGUAUUCUUUUGUAACACGUGUUUAUUUAAUGUUGUACAUUUGUGAAAACUUUAUAUUGUGUAAGUUUCAGUUUUCAGCUUUAGCUGUACAGUAAAAUGACAGCGAAUUUUUUGCUUUUUUAUUGCUUAGAAUUAAGAAAACAGUAAAUAUUUUUAAAAUUUCCAUUUUAGAUUGGAUAGUCAAUUAUGCCUAAAUCGGUAUAUUCCUGUACCUUGUAACAUUCAUUCCUUUGCACAGAGAGCUUUAUGUUCCUGAUGCUACCAUUUAAAUUCAAGUUUUGCAAAUGUUACAUCAUGCUGAACAAAUACACAAAGGCCUCUUUAAAACCAAACUAGCUGUUAUAGAAAUGUUCAUGUUGUAAACAUGUACUCAGUUCAUGUCCAGCACUAUGACUUUUAUGUUGAAACAUCAGUAAAUAUGUUACCAUACAACAAUGCAGAAUUUGUGCUACAUAAAGAAAUUACUACAGAAGCUAA